CAAUACUUCUCAGUAAUCACUACGAUCCAGGAUGAUUGUCCUCGCGUGGUCUUUGUUCGUGCUGGUCUCGUUACUCGUCGCCACUAAUCAAGCCUUUCUUGCUGCUCCUGCACCAGGAGAUGGCUUGACGAGGAAUUGGCGAGGACUCGCAUCGUCUCCAAUGUACGUUCACGGAGCGUCGAGUUACGAUGUCACUGGCGUGCAGCGACGAUUGGAGAGCUACGAGGUGAUUCAUAAAGUUAAUAACAACCAACACCCAGUUGAUUCGACAAGCAAUAAUCAUGACGACGAACAAACGGUUUAUGUGUUCGAAUUUGAAUCCGAGUCGAACGAGAAAGAAGAAAGUCUGCAAGAAGGAAAGGAGACACCUUCUGGCGGAUUUAUUUAUGUUUCAGACGAGGAAGACGAUCAAAAUCCACUGGAUCCAUGGUCGAUCGUCUGGUAUAUCGGUUCAUUCGGUGGCCUCGUCGCUUUUUUCCUCAUCGUCAGUUGUUCGGAAUGGUGCUGUCGUCGCGGUGGAAGAUCACUAUCGGUCCCUUAUUCUCAACGAAACGAGGUGAUGAACGGACCGGUAGUAACCGAAACACCACCCCCACCUUAUCAUUUGUUCGCGCCACCCUCGUACGAUUCUGUGAAUUAUGGCGAGAUAACGGACAAGACUUCCGGGGAGAAGGUAGACAUAUAUGUGAUAUCAGUGCCACUUCAUAGAUCUGUGGUACAGGCACCAGCCUAAAUUUUUCUCGAAGUGACCCUCGAACGGAGGAUACCGGUCGAAUUGAAAUGGAAACGACACCGAUCGCGUCGACAUCCAUUUGACAAUCGUUCGUUGGUCCAUCAGUGGACGCAAUAGUACGAGAAGAAGGACGAUAUAUCGUAUCGCUUUUGAAGAAUUUAUUGAAGCUUUCUCGGUGAUAUGUGCAUCUUCCUUUAAAUCGGGAGAAUUGUUGACAAUCGUUCGCCGAUCUAUGAACAAUAUCCGUUGAAAACGAGAUCGAGAAAAGACGAAGAACGAGCUUGAUAAAUUAUUCGUUUGAAUAUUGAAGAUACUUUUGAAUAUCGUGAACUUGAUACACAUAAGUAUCGCGAUGUACGUGUAUGUGUAUACAUUUGAAUAUUACAAAAUGAUGGAGAAGAUGUUUGUUCGUAGUUGAAGGAACAAAUAAUAUUUCACGAAGAUUUAUAUUAAUAGCAGAAUAAGGAAUUUGGAAGGUUGGAAAAACAUUUAUGAAACGAAGAGACGCGAGAAGCUUCGAAUCUCUCUAUGACUGAUGGACACCGAAAAUUCCGAACUGUUAAGAAGAUUUCGAAAUAUUGUUACCGAAUAUUUAAAGAGAUGUUAUAUUUCUGUGUAACAGUGAAUGAAAAAAAGAGAUGGAAAGGCCGGUUAUAAAUAUUUCUAAAAUUUAAAAAUAUCAACUGAGAAGGAAGAUAAAAGAAAAAAAGGAAAAAAAAAGGGGAGAUGAGAAAUUUCAUCAUAUACACUCGGACUAGAUCGAAUCAAUGAAGCAAUGUUCUCUGUGAUGAUGUUCGUAAAACGAACUGAAAUUAAAACUAGAAUGAAAUUAAGACGUGCUUUUUGAAAAAAUGAAUCCGUUGCACGGAUAUUAAGCGAGCAACUUUUUUUUUUUCAUAUUUUUUAAGAAGCUGAAUGGAAAAUCAACGAAAUACGAACAUAAUAUGUAUUCGAGCUCGAUUUCAUUCGAUAAAUGAGCAAAUGAUUUAGGAUCAGUCACAAGCGUUUAAUUAAACGAAUUAUUUAUCCGAUCACUGCCUGGUUAGAUGAAUGAUUCGAAAUCAUUCUGAUCCUUUAUUAACAUUUAUACGCUAGUUUUUGAGUUCACCACUCGUCGUAACAAGUCUUGUGACUUGUAGCAAGUUGAGAGAACAAAAAAACUGCCAUAUUUUCGUAUACCGUUAUUUUUUAAGAUUCAUCUUACGCUACUUUAAAAAAAUAUUAAUACGAUGCUAUUUUAAAAAAAAAUAAAACUUUACAAAACCAAUGUACAAAGUUCAGAUCAAAUUGAAAAUUUUAUUCGCAUUCUUAGAAUUUGAUUUUUUUUAUAUAAUUUUUAUAUAUAUAAUUCAAAAUUGCAAUUGCAAAAAAAAUGGAUUAUCGAACUUCUCAUAUUGAUGCAGUUAAACAGAUAUUUAACAAGCAUGCUAGAGAUAAUUGAAAAAUUAAUAAUUCGAAGCAUUUUAUAUUUUAAGUUUAAAUCAAGACGUUUGAUCCCUUUUUUUAUAUUUUCAAAUCAUUGAAUUAUAUGAUUUAAUUAUUCUUACAAGUAGCGCGAUAUAAUAAUAAUAAUAAAAAGAAGAAAAAGAAAAAGAAGAAAAAAAAGAAAAAAGAAAAAGAAGAAAAAGAAGAAAAACGAUGAGGACAACAACAAUAAUAAUAAUAAUAGUAGUAGUAAUAGUAGUAGUAAUAAUAAUAAUAAUAAUAAUAAAUAAAUAAAUAAAUAAUUAUCUAUAAAAUUCAGGGAUCUUUUGCAUAAUUUAUUGAAAAAUAAUAUUAAUUGAAUUAACCAGUGAUUGCACAAAUGAUUUUUAUAAUUUUACGUCAAUAAAGACGAUUAACUUGUAAUUUAUAAGAUCUAUUUCAUUCAUUUUAUUAUCAAAUUUAUUAUUAUUGUACAAAAAAUUUAUUAACAAUGAUAACUUAUAAUUUAUGACUUAUAAAGUUUAGUUCAAUUCUCAACUAAUUGAGAGAAUUAUCCUUAAAUUUUUUUAUUAUGAUAAUCAAAGAGAAUGAAUGUCUUUUCUGAAAGCAAAGAAUUUAUCAUUAUUCAUUGAAAUGUUCAGUUUCAAGUACAUUUUGUAUUUUUAAUCAGAGUUAAUUACAGAUAUUCUUUAUUUAUUUAUGAUAUUAUAUAUAAUUCUUUAUUUUUUUUGUCGCUUUUUUCAAUAAUAAUUCACUCUUUUUUUGGAUCAUAUAUUAGAUAUUGCAUAAGAGGGCGUGAAUGUAACGCUUCUUGUAUCCUGAAUGAUUUAUCAAUGAAACACAUGUGCAAAGAAGUUCGAAUAAUCUCUAAUAUUAUUACAUUAUAUUGAGGUUAAUUGCGAUCAUUCCAAGUCCGACAAUUCCAGAUGAUUAUGUAUAGGCUACGAAUUGACUGCCAUAAAAGAAAUUUAACUGAAAAGAAAGUAGUUUGUGAAGCAUUAAUGCGAUAAUGUCUCGAUAUAAAAACGAUCCUUAUAUUAUAUGACAUUUAACAUCCGUGCGACUAUGAUCAUUUUUUUUCUUUUUGACUAUUCUUAAAUAGAAGAUAAAGUGUUGAAUAUUUUUUAUGAAUAUUCGCAUUUUUGUGUUAAAAGCAAAAGUCCCACUUGCUAUUUAAAUUCAUAAACGAAAUCAUAAAAAGAACAAAAAAUACUGUGUGUUCCAUAUAAAUAGUAUUGCUUUACGCUUAAAUAAAUACGUGCACGAUUUAUUUAAACAUUUAUUUCAUCAUCUAUUUUAUGAGUGAAAAAUAAAUGACUAAUUCAUCUUUCUUUUUAAAUGAAUAUGAUUCGGUAUGAAUUUAUAUUAUUAACGAAAAAAUAUAUUGUUUUUAGAGUUGAAAAAAUUUUUACUUUUUUUUGUUUUAAUAUAUACUUUUAAUGUUAUAGAAAAACAAAAGUAAUAUUCAAAAUAUUUGAUUUCUUAAUGUUUCUAAAUAUUUGAUAUAUAAAAAGAAUAUUAAAUGAUAUAUUAAAUAUUAUAAAUUUAAAUAUAAAAUGUGAAAAAUACUCGAAAAGAAAAAAUAAGAUAUAUGUGAUAUAAAAAAAUAUAUUACGAAAUCUAGUUUUAUUUAUAAUGUAUAUUGAUAAUUGUCGUCGCAUUGAUCAUUGUCAUUUAAUUUUAAUCAGUCGAUUAUUAUUCAAAUAAAAAAAUGACAAAGAAUUUGUGUAGGAAUGUGUGGAAGAAUGUUUGAGAAAUUUAUCGUAAAGUAAGAUUAAGUACAAUGUCAAUUAUUAUUAUUAUCAUUGUCAUUAGUAAUGUUAUUAUCAUUAAACUCGUAAUCGCGUUCCGAAUAGCGAUUGGAGCACAUUACGAUGUAUUCGCUCUCAUUCAGGCUUGCAAAAUUGCAAUGCCAUCGCUAUUUAUUUUUUAUACUUUUAUACAUACUAUUUAUACGUAUUCAAACAUCUCUAUGUUACCAAUAAAAUUUCUUUUCUCGAA
Apis cerana (Asiatic honeybee) is the source of this 4159-nucleotide messenger RNA. RefSeq lists its product as uncharacterized. Lineage: Eukaryota; Metazoa; Arthropoda; Insecta; Hymenoptera; Apidae. The record is from RefSeq and is a predicted model, not a curated record.